AUGAUCUCUUGCGUGCUUUUGGUCUUGCACCUCAAAGCCCGAGCAGCCGCUGCCAAGCAAGCAAGGAAAAACCAACAAGGAUUUGAGGAGCAGGACCAGGAAGCACAUGUCCCCGAAGCGCCUCCUCUACCUGUGUCACCUCAGAUAUUCAGACAGGAGUCUUCAGCAGAAGCAGGCUGCAAGGUUACAAAGAAGACAAAAGGGACAGCCAAAGCAGUGGCGAGGAUUGUGGAUGAGAAGAAGCGCUUCAAAAUCAAGUGGCGUGGUUAUCAGGUCUCAGAAAUAGCGGCGAAGU
Messenger RNA from Effrenium voratum, 295 nucleotides. The record is from the annotation of a GenBank genome assembly. NCBI's taxonomy places the organism in Eukaryota, Dinophyceae, Suessiales, Symbiodiniaceae.